UCAAAUCCACAGCUCCCUCUAUAAUCCUAUAAACUUUUAAAAAUGAUUAUUCCCGUCCGUUGCUUCUCCUGCGGUAAGGUCAUCGGUAACCUUUGGGACAGCUACCUUGAGCUCCUCGCCGCCGGUGUUGAUGAGGGUGAGGCGAUGGACAAGUUGCAAUUGAAGCGAUAUUGCUGUCGACGAAUGGUCCUCACCCACGUGGAUCUUAUUGAAAAGUUGCUGAUGUACAACCCUCUCGCACGGGAUCGAUAGAUAUAACUUUCCCUUUCCUCGGUACUUCGGCUGUAAUUUAUGUAUAUCAUCAACAUUU
Cryptococcus deneoformans JEC21 is the source of this 310-nucleotide messenger RNA. RefSeq names its product DNA-directed RNA polymerases i, ii, and iii 8.3 kda polypeptide, putative. Gene Ontology annotation, cellular component: RNA polymerase II, core complex; RNA polymerase III complex; RNA polymerase I complex. Gene Ontology annotation, biological process: transcription by RNA polymerase II; transcription by RNA polymerase I; tRNA transcription by RNA polymerase III. Gene Ontology annotation, molecular function: zinc ion binding; DNA-directed RNA polymerase activity; DNA binding. NCBI's taxonomy places the organism in Eukaryota, Fungi, Basidiomycota, Tremellomycetes, Tremellales, Cryptococcaceae. The transcript has 6 exons. The record is from RefSeq and is a predicted model, not a curated record. Bases 43 to 252 code for a protein of 69 amino acids.